Caenorhabditis remanei is the source of this 4386-nucleotide messenger RNA. RefSeq lists its product as uncharacterized. The transcript has 26 exons. Gene Ontology annotation, cellular component: extracellular matrix. Gene Ontology annotation, biological process: extracellular matrix organization; proteolysis. Gene Ontology annotation, molecular function: metalloendopeptidase activity. The coding region runs from base 1 to 4386 and encodes 1461 amino acids. Lineage: Eukaryota; Metazoa; Nematoda; Chromadorea; Rhabditida; Rhabditidae. The record is from RefSeq and is a predicted model, not a curated record.
AUGCCACCGUUAUUCAUAGUUAUCACCUUUCUCCUUUCCACUGUUUUUCGGAUAUCAGAGAGUAUACAUCAUCAUUUGAACGAAGAAGAGCUCAAACAAGUCUUCGGAGUUUCCAACAAACAUGAUGUUCCUGAAUACAGUCUCAUUGAAACAACGAGGCAUCCUCUCAAAAAUGGCGACAUGAAAAUGAAAUUCGUCGCUUUCAACGACACGUACCAUCUGAAUCUCCGCAAAAAUUCACGAAUUGUCAGUCCACACAUCAUCUCCGUGAUUCGACAUGCCGAUGAUUCCGUCACUACUUACAAUGGUUUACGGAAUUAUGAACAUUGUCACUACCAGGGAGAAGUCAAGUCACAUGGUAACAUGAAAGCCGCAAUAUCCGAUUGUGGCGCUCUGAUGGGUUCGAUUGUAAUGGAGGAUCAUUUUCUGGUACUACAGACGCUGCCCAAACGAGUUCACCAUCUUCAGAAAGAGCGUCAUCUGGUGUACAAAAGAUCCGCAGGACUAUUGACCGAUGCAGAAAGUAAAAUCCGUGAAGAAAUCACCAAACUCCAGGAGGAACAAGAAUCAUUCUGUGAUACCAGCGAACAAUUGGAUGACCCAGCAAUGACAAUUCCAGCCCAUCUGCAUUUCAACUACACAAUUCCAACUUCUGCACAACUUGACUCUCCAUUCAUAUUCCCAAAUAUGGACCCAAUUACUCUAGAAAUCGGGUUAUUUCUUGAUUCUAAGCUUUUUGAGCACUUUGAAAGAGAAUACAUCCAAGACGCUGAGCAACAUCUCCUAGAGUUUUCAUUGGCAUUGAUUAAUAACGUGCAUGUGCUUUAUCAACAAGAUACACUUACACCAAAUUUGGAUAUUGUGAUUGUCCGUUACGAAAUGUGGAAAACUCAACCAAGCGCUUUGAGCACCGGAGUUCAUAAAAAUGGUCAGGCUCAAAGUCUCCUAGACUCUUUCUGCCGUUAUCAAGCCCAUAUGAACCCCGGCACGGAUCUUACUGAUAUGAACCAUUGGGAUCAUGGAGUUUUGUUGACUGGUUACGAUAUCUACCAUACAACAACGUCCGUAGCAGGAGUCGCACCUGUAGCAAGAAUGUGUGACCCUCUUUUUGCUUGCUCUCUCGUAGAAGGUCUCCAUCUUGGACGAUCUUUUGUUCUGGCCCACGAAAUGGGACAUAACAUGGGAAUGGUCCAUGAUGGUGUUCAAAACCAAUGUAACAAAGGAUGUUGUUUGAUGUCUGCAGUAAACGGUGCUGGUAAAACAACAUGGUCGGAUUGUUCGGUUAGAGAGUUCAAUGCAUUCUUAUUGCAACUUGAUGAAUCCGGAAGAGGAAACUGUCUGCGUGACGCUUCACCUGGUCUGAUUUCCACAAAUCAUUUGAGUGAUGUUCGUCUGCCUGGACAAAGAUUCACUGCAGACCAACAAUGCUCAUAUUUUUGGGGUCGAGACUACAAAGUUGAAAUACCAAAUGGAAAAUCGAUGGAUGAUAUUUGUCGUAUUCUUUGGUGUGGUAAUAGUGGUUCAACUAUAUCUACUGCUCACCCGGCAUUAGAAGGGAGUUGGUGUGGAGUCAAUAAAUGGUGUCACAAAGGACACUGCACCCCUUGGCUAUUUGGUCUCCCACCAGUUGCAAUUGAUGGUCAAUGGAGUGAAUGGGGAGGUGCAGAGAAGGGAUGCCCUAUUCAACAAUGUGCGGUGUCUGGAAGUAUCACAAUCCAAGCUCAACACAGAGACUGCGUGGAUCCAGCACCAAACAACGGUGGUAAAACUUGUAGCGGCGCAAAUAUUCGUGGAAUCGUUUGUGGUGCCACUAGCAGUAACUGCUUAGGGUUCACAAGAGAGGAGUUUGGAAAUAAAAUCUGCUCGUCUAUAAAGUACGACCCUCAUAAGCCUGAUCAACAAUUAACAGGAGAAGGAUUUGAACAUUCCACUCAACCUUGUCGUGUAUGGUGUCAUCUUAUUGGUUCAGAGCUUAUCAGAAACAAGGGCCAAUUUCCUGAUGGAACACCUUGUGGAUAUGAUGCUUACUGUGUUGGAGGACAGUGUUUAGCUCUGUCUUGUGACAACAAAGCACUCGUGGAGCAACCUGAAGAUUGUCCAAGACUUGAAGGAAGAAGUGUACACCAGUGGGAAGAUUGGUCAUCGUGGUCAGAAUGUAGUGUCUCAUGUGGUCCUGGUGGCAGACAAGUUCGUGAGAGAAAGUGCUCAUCUGGUAGAAAAUGUCAAGGAGUUUCGGAAGAAAGUCGAGCAUGUGAAGGUGUACUUCGUGACUGUGAAGAGUUUGGAGAGUGGAAAGAAUGGGGAUCGUGUAGUGAAAAAUGCGCGCUUGGAAUUCAAAAACGGUUCCGCUCAUGCCUAACCGAUCAGUGCUCCGGAGAACACUUGCAACAACAAAGACCAUGUGAUAAUGAAGGGUGUUGGACUAAUUGGGAUGAGUGGUCGUCUUGUUCACAAACUUGUGGUGGUGGGAGAAGAUACAGGAUACGAAAAUGUCUUGACGACAAAUGUGACGGUGAUGAUUUGGAAAAAGAGUCCUGUAACACUCAAAAGUGUGUGUCUCAAACUUGGGGAGACUGGCUACCAUGUUCUGUUUCCUGCGGAAUCGGUUUCCAAAUCCGAGAAAGAUUGUGUGAUGGAGAACUUUGUGCAACUGCGAACAAACAAGCCAGGACAUGUAAUCAACAGCAAUGCCCAUCCACUUUUUCAUUAGCUGUCUGGAGUGAAUGGGGUGAAUGGACCACUUGCUCUGCAACAUGUGGAGAAGGACAACAGUCCCGAGAGAGGACAUGUAGACGUGGGUCUUGCACUGAAACCGAUUCUUCUCAAACCCGACGAUGUGUCAACGGACCAUGUGAUCAUUCUUAUCUUCCAUGGUCUGACUGGACUGCUUGUGAGACUUGUUCAUCAUUUGAUAGCAGGAAGCGUAUUGCGAAAUGUGAUGGUACUACUGAGAACUGUCAAGAUAAAAUUGACGAAGAAACAUGUGAUAAUGCUUGCCUUCGAGAGCAACAUUCCUUUGGACCAAUUUCUCCAAAACGACCGAAGAUUAUCACAAGUAAUGAUUUGAGAAAGGCAUUUGGUCGACCACUACUCCCAAUUGAAUCCAUCACGGGCGAGAAAUGGAGUGAAUGGGGACCAUGCAGUGUUACGUGUGGAUCUGGAAGACGUAUCAGAACCAGAGACUGCCAAGAAGAAAACUGUGAGGAGAGAAACAUACAGAGUGAAGAAUGCAGUUUAAACAGCUGUCUCGAACUGUUUAUUUGGAGUGACUGGUCUUCCUGCUCGAAGUCUUGUGGGCGUGAUGCAACUCAAACAAGGCAAAAACUGUGCUUGUUCAAUAAUGCAGAGUGCUCAAGCUACGCAGAAAGCAGAAGGUGUAAAGAUCUGCCAUCUUGCUCUUCAAUUUCAAGUGGCAACACCAUCUCAGAAAAUUCUUUUGACGCACCGCGAUGGUCGGAGUGGUCCUCAUGGAGCGCUUGCUCUUGCUUCUCAUUAACCUCCACUCGUCGAAGAUUCUGUCAAGUGGCUGAUCCAACCGUUCAAGGUUUCUGCGCCGGGUCGAUCCUAGAGCAGAUCCCUUGCGCUCCUGGUAAUUGUUCACCGUCAGCAGGUGGUUGGUCAUUAUGGUCGGAAUGGUCAUCUUGCUCGAAAGAUUGCGGAGACACCGGCCAUCAAAUUAGAAAUCGAAUGUGUAGUGAACCGAUACCAUCGAAUCGGGGUUCCUAUUGUUCGGGUUACUCAUUUGACCAACGACCAUGCGUAAUGGAUAAUGUGUGUGGAGAUGGAAAAGUGGACGGUGGAUGGACUGACUGGACAUCAUGGAGUGAAUGUACCGAUUAUUGCAGAAACGGGCAUAGAAGCAGAACGAGAUUCUGUGCAAACCCUAAACCAUCUCAAGGAGGUUCUCAAUGUUCAGGUUCCGAUUUUGAACUCAAUCCAUGUUUUGAUCCUGCUAGAUGUCACUUGAGAGAUGGCGGUUGGUCCAGUUGGUCAGACUGGUCAGCUUGUUCGGCUUCCUGCGGAUUUGGCGUCCAGACACGAGAUCGAACGUGCAGUUCGCCGGAGCCAAGAGGCGGACAAUCAUGCACUGGACUAGCACACCAAACAUCGCUAUGUGAUCUACCCGCAUGUGACCACGAGAGUGACGGUGAGUGGUCAGCAUGGAACGAAUGGUCGGGUUGUAUGGGUAACUGUGGUAUUGGUACGAAAACGAGAGUACGAGCAUGUGUCAGUCCACCAGCAAGUGACGGGGGCCAACCGUGUUUUGGAAGAUCCUCCGAAAUCACAGAGUGCCGUCAAUCACCGUCAACUGCUCUGUGCUCCUCGUUCAUUACUUCGUCACACUUAGCAGACGGUUAUUUUAUCGAAUCCGACCAACGGCAGUAA